Xyrichtys novacula (pearly razorfish) is the source of this 17353-nucleotide messenger RNA. Lineage: Eukaryota; Metazoa; Chordata; Actinopteri; Labriformes; Labridae. The record is from the annotation of a GenBank genome assembly.
ACUUUAAUCUGAAUACUUUCCUCUCACACUAGCCUAAAUCCCCAUUGUCAGAAUCCAAGGAAAGGUUUUGGACCUGUGUGACAGUGUAGGCGUCUCAGUCCUUUCUAAGUUAUUUUUGGCUCAAUCUGACGGAAAAUCCAUUUGUUUUAUUGUUGGACACCAAUUAGAUUUGCAGUUACCCCAAAUUUCCGACGGUAAGUGAAAGCAUCAUGAAGCUUUGGCACGAUCUCACCCACCUUCACUCCUCUACACAAACAAUAUAGGUUUAGGGAGAGUGAGAGAGAGAGCGCGAGAGAGAGAGCGAGAGAGAGAGAGAGAGAUUUGUCAAAUGCUACCCAAGAGCGCAAACAGAGCAGUGUGUGAUGCCGCUGGUCACUAGCAGCUAAAUCAUCCCCGAAUUUUUUGCCUAGUCAUACAACUUUAACCGGAACAGGACUUUGAUUUUGUCGGACAUCUGCGCGCUUUGGCUGCGGAGGUGACUGGCAGGGUGUCAUGGACCCUCUGCUGCCCGCGGACACGGAGCUGAUGGACCCAGAGGCGGACAAGGAUGCGAGGAGGAAGAUCCAGUUCUCGGUGCCCUCCGCAGUGCCCACCCAGCUGGACCCACGACAGGUGGAGAUGGUGAGGGGCAGUUCGUAGAGGGUAGUGUGUGAAGCCUACAUGGAUGAUGAAAGUGGUGUUUGGUGGUGGUGGUGGUGCGUGUAUUAGGAAGAAUGAGGUCAAACUGGGGUCACGUAGCAAAACCUGUUAGAGGAUCACCAGUUCUGUGUAAUUUUUGUGCUGCCAUUAACCAAAUCUCUGUCAAAAAAUGACUAUUUUUAGAAUCUGUGGUUUAGGUGUGCAGUUUUCAUUAUAUUCCAGGGAGAUAGAUGGGAUUAGCCAGGGGCGUAUCCAUACUUUUUAACUGGGGUGGCCCUACUGAAGUGCCAACUUAUGAAAGGGGGGCACUGCUUGUGUUUAUCAUCCCCUUUUUCACUCGUCAUAUUUUCCCUUAUCAUUGAUAUUGACGUUUUGCUUAUCCCUGAUAUCACUGAUCUUGUUACACACUUUUGUGCCAAAAAAGCCAACAGUGGUGUCAUUCAAAAUAAGACUCAAAUAGAUGCACAUCCAAAACACGCAGUUUAAAUUACAUUUAUUCACCACAAUACCUUAUGACAGCCUUUCAUAACACAAAAUAAGGUCAAGUUCAACAUAUGCCCUGACUCAGACCGGGUCAUGCCACCACACUACAGGCCACCAUCUGGAGACACCUCUGUGAAUGACAUGGCUUAGCUGGAGGAAAAAAAAAUGGUGCUGGUUAUGAAAAAAACCUGGAAAAUGCUUGUGUCAAACUUUCAUCCGUACUUUCAAGUACACUCAAAGUUCAUGCAGCUCUUUUCAGUCUUCUGAAGCAUCAAGCCUUGUCACUGAGGUGGACAGACAGUUACAUAAGCAGUCUAGCACGACUUUACAGAACUCUGUAUUUUGAUGUUGGGUAUUUCUCUGUGGGCAGCGCUGGGAUUAAGCUGAGCUGUGCAGCCUUGCUUUUUUGGAGCCUUUUAAUAAAAAAUAAAAAAAAAAAACUGAUGAGGCAUCUCUGCCCUUCAAAAGAAGUGCAAGGGGAAGAGAAGGAAGAGGAAGAAGAGGUGGAAGUGAGGGAUAAAGUAAUAUUGCAUAUGAGAUUAUGUCUGAGUAAUAAAGCCUGCUCCACACACCGAUGAAACAAAGCAAAGGUCAUAUAGUGAGUCAUACGGGAGAAGGAGGUGGCGCAUUAUGUAAAAUAAAGUUAUAGAGCUGUGUAGCUUUUGCUGAACCACUCAAAGCAGGUGAAACAUGCUGACCAGGUAAUGGAAUAGUGCAGGGUGAACAGAAACGACAUUGUCCUGGAUGCAGACCAGCUUUAAGUCUGGCAUCAACGGCUCAAAAAGGUCGUAACACUGACAUAACUUUUGGCUCCAAUCCCCUCAGCAAAUAACUCUCUGAGCUUCCGCUUUUCAGAUAAACAUGCUGGUGCCUUUAUUGCCCGCUGCUCCCUGGAGUGAGAGCUCUUGGAGUCCAACCUUUUCCUUUCCAGUGGAGGAGGUUUUGAGAUUUCACGGUGCAUCUGCUUGGACAGCUUGUUUCAGCGCGGAAUGUAAAAAUAAACUAAUAAAGUCAACUAUUCCCUACACAUCUGUUGUUUACAGCCCAACUUGUAGUCUCUGGCGCUGUUUUCUCACCCUUUUAUUUGCUUUUCCUAGCAGCCCCAUGUGUCAACUAUUCCUUCAAAAACGCUAUUUAGGUUGAACCAACUCCGCUAUCUUGGAACUAUCUUGGAAGAUCUCAAAUUACAACUUCUGCUAAUUACCUCCACAGCCUUCAAUUAUGAAGACCCUACCCCAUUUAAAUUUUAAACUAAACCAUCAUAGACUAAACCGGCGUCAUGUGAGCUGAGUCUGAUUCCCCUUUAAGACUCUGGCAAUCUUCUUGCUCAGGACCAAGUAAGAUUACAGCAAAUCUUCCAGCAUGGAUCCAGUGAGAAUCAAAGCAGCUGCACGCAAGGGUUGCAAGGUUCUUUGCAUAAUACGCUUUAGCAUAGCAUCCUCCUAUAGACUCUGAAGUGAUCCUGUUUGUGUUGCAGCGUCUGUAUGGGAUCACCUGUUGCUGCCGGUCAUAUUGAUGUAAAAUCAGCUGGCAACAUGAGGAAUUUUUUCAAUACUUGUCAUACCAGUGAUCCAGCUGUGGAGAUAAACAGUCACCCAGCUGCAACAUGAUUUUGCCUGUUUAUAAGGAAGACAGCUGGCAUGAAAACCCCCCACUUCCCCUUCUUUAUUUCCUCUGGCACUUUGUGUAGAAACACCAGCCGCUUAUAUAUCGCAAGUCCAACAACACCGUAAAGAAGCUCCAUCAUUAUUACGCCUUUCAUCUUAUACAAUGCCGUAACGGUGGUGUCAUUAUUGCUUUGCAGAAGCACAAUGCGUAAACACAAUAGGAGUAUCCCUGAACACCAAUGCUGUGUCUUUGCGUCACAUAUUGCAGAUGAGGGAGCAAAUAUCCUGCCUUAAAGUGGAAAAACAUAGCUUCUGCUUCAUUUGGGGUUAGAUUAAACUGUCCUGAAGUCUGAAUGCUGUACAAACUAACCUGAUGGAUAACCAGUCUAAGACAGUGUCUUCUACUGUUGAAAGCUGAUAUAGCCUCUGGGUGCAACAACCAGUCCUCAGGGCUUCCUGUUACUCAGAUGAGUGAUGAUGAACUUCUGGCUCAAGACUCCUGUUUCCAUUCACUGGUCAUUUUUCAUCACCUGAGUAGCAACUUAAGGCCUCUUUGAGUAGUUUUUGGCUGGAAAUUUAAUAGACCGGGAUCAAUACUGUUGCCUUUUUAUGGCUAACAAUAGCGUACUAGACCAUUAUAGAGAGGAUUGAUCAAUUUAUAAAAUCACUUUAUUCUCUUAUGAACCCUUCUGUGGGGUCAAACAAGGCAACAUUACGCUACGGCAGCAACUCUUAAUGGAAAAUUUCCCCACCCUGGAUUCAUUGCAAGAUGCAGAUUGAUCUCUUAAAUGUUUUCUUGUCAGGAAACACAACAAACACACAUAAAGGACUAGAUUAGUGUUGAGAUAUCGUCCCGUUUUGUCCUCAGGAGAACCCCAAAGUUCCUCAUAAAAGCUUUAAAUUAGCCCCCCCAGAACCCAAGCAGCCAAUACUACACAGACAAUCAAUGGAAACUGGACCACUUCUUUGCUUACUGAGUUUUUGUUUUAAGGACAUUUUGUGCAGCUGACUCACAGCAUUCCUCAUUCAUUUUUCUCAAGAGAUUCACAAAUGCAUGUUUGAUCUGCCACCUGUUUGGUAAUCUCCUGUCCUCUUAAUGGAUUCUGAGGAUUUGGUUAAUGAAUGACUUCCUUAUGCUCCACCACCCAAGAGUCUGCAAAGUUGGUGUUAUUCACGACUUUCAUCACAUAAAUAGCCUUCUCAUCCGGUCCUGCGAGGCAUGGUCAAGGGCAUGUUGUCCUUUUGUUGCCCUUGUUGCCCACGAAAGAUGAGUGGUUCCUGUGUGUUUCAAGAGUACUGUGGUGUAUGUGAGGGUCAAGCUAGUUCAAACAUUUCCAUAAACAGGCAAUAAGAUUAGCACUUAAAUGGAGAGCAUGAGCAUGGAAAAAAGAGAUGGGUAGAGAGAUAAGAGGAAAAAUUUAGGAAGGAGAGAACAAACAGAGUGUUGUGUUUUCAAGGACACGAGGCAGGAAAUACGAAUAACUGACAGAAGGCAUGAAGAAAAAACUCACCAGCCAAGGAGAGGACUGAUUAAAACCAAAGAGAUUAGCUGUGGAUGACUGAGGUCUGAAUCAAGGGCAAGGGCAGCUAAUGCGAAGAACAAAUUUUCACUGCAGCAUGGCCAAGAGCUCUGAACUCUACAAAUCCGGCAAACUCCUAUCUGCUCCUGACUAUUAAAACACGACAGGGGUCUAAUUUCCUGGGGGUCUAACCUCAGGAUACUGUGAGCAUCUAAACUGUAAUUAUCUGAAUCUUGAUCAAUUUAUAGGCUCCGGUUUUUGUCGCAUUUGCAACAGUUGAAGACGAAGCUGCUCACUGCUGCCACAUCAAUUUAAAACAUGAAACUCGGAUACCAUCCUUUGUUUGUUUCCAACUUCCCGCCUGCUUUUGAGGUGGACAAAUACACAGAUCAUGUAUAGUGAGCAGGUGGUUAAGUGAAGUGGAAUCCCAACAGGAUGAGAUGGACCCAAACACAAAGCUGCACAAAAUACUUAUACAAAGAAGAUUUUGAAGAUUUCAAAUUGAUUUACUUAUACAGUUAAAAAACACCCCUCUCAUUCCACAGUUGAUAGUGUCCCCAUGGCAACAGCAUGUCCAUGUCAGCCAAGUUAAGGGCAGAUUUACCUUUAAACUAAUGCUGCAUUCGAGUUACCUCGGAAGUCAGAAGUCCGCGCUGAAAAUGCCGUCACACCCGAGUUCCCAGCGUCUCAGUUACCAAGUCGGAAAAAGGCAAAAUCUGAGGUCUGAAACAAGAUGGCUAUAUCUACGAAAGUUAUUUUAGCGCUUGCCUUAUGUUCGGACAAGGCGAGCGCUAUAAUAACUUUCAUAGAUGUAGCCAUCUUGUUUCCACCUCUGAUUUUGCUUUUUUGCGACCAAACUGAACUAAACUGCUGGAUACUUGGGUGUGAUGCUAUUUUUAGCGUGGACUUCUGAUUUACGAGGUAACUCAAACGCAGUAUAAGUAUUUACAGAUUAGCUGAGAUUAAAACUUCAGUUCUCUUUCAAUCAGGUGCUUUUGUUUCCUUUCUCUCUGUCACUGUUUCUUCCCUUCUUUUUUAAUAAAUUUUUUUUAUAGUUACCCAGCAAAUCAUCUCCAUUAACGUAAGGAUUUUUGCUUUCCAAAUAAAUUAAAUUUGCCCUAAAAAAGAAAAAAAGAUCUCAAUAUUGUUAACCGGUUUACAAUGCUAACAAAAAGAAACACUUUUGCUAAGGUGUCAACAGGCGGAGGUGAAAUAUCCCAGACUCUUUUCUGCAGAUUGAUAAGAUUUGACUUGGGGGAUCAAGUUGUACCUUGCAACACUGUUCCACGGUGUAUUGACCAAUCAGCAUCAAGUAUUAACACAGCUGGAUAAUGAAGCUUUAAUCUUGUAGGGGUAAGCGGUCACCUGCACCCCGCUGAAAUUUAAUCCCAUGACACGUAAUCCCAGGGUAGCAGGUAGCAUACAAAAAACAUUUUACCUACCAUGUAAUACCGAGGCUUUGCAAGUGCAUAUGUGUACAAUAUGUUCAUCUGUGAGUGGUCCUCCCACUCAUGUUGAAGUGGUUGCUGCAGUGGGAUUGUAUUUCCAGUUAGUAACCAGGUUGAUAGGGUUUAAUAUCACACAUGGGUGUAUUUAAUCAACUCAUCUAGUUUCAGAAAUCGCCUCCUGAGAAUCAAAAGGUCAAAUUUCCAGCUCUGCUGAGGAUUAUUCACAAAGUAAAUUAAAUCCAAGGUUUAAACAAAGCAUAGGAUUUACUGUAUGCUUUUACCGAUUGUAUUUGUUGUUAAGUGGAUAUUUUUUUCUUCAGGAAAUUGUAUCCACCCAAUGCUGUUAUUUAAUGAUUAACACUUGUGUUAAUGUGAUGAAGUUGAGGUUGAGGAAACCAUGAAGGUCAUUUGAAGCAUUAUGCUUUUGUCCUGUGCUGCUCUUUUCUGUAACACUUCUGUAGCCUCGCUGUUUCAGUCUCAUUUUGUCAGAUAUUUCUUUAAACUUAGAAUCAGAAUAGAAACAGUUCGCAUGCUGUCCUUUGUUUUGAUUGAUGCUUGAUAAUGACAGUGACAUUUAGGAGUGAGUAACUUGACCUUCCCGGCCAUUGAAACUGAGAUGUUUUCAGACAGAUUUAGCCAUUUGAGUAGAGAUCAGUCUUCAGUGAGAGACUCUAAAAAUGUCCCUGAACUUGUAAAAAUAGCAGACACUACUUUAUUUUUGGUUGUCCAGAUACCAUCUCAUUUGUUUCCACAUGACUCAAAGGCAUGUCUUCUAUUAUUGUUCAUUCCCUAAACAACUGAAUCAUUGUCGUGUGAAUGUUGGAGAAGGUCACAGAGUCAAUAACUCACAGUGAUUAAUUAAACAAUCAAAAUAAACCCUCAUUAAUACCUCACAUCCACAAACCUGAUUGGUACGCCCUACUUUUGGGCUGAUUCAGGACAGCAGUUAAUACAAUCUGAUGUGCUAAAGUAACACAGUGUUUCUUAGAAAGCACAGGAUAUCAGCCACUAUGUCUGAACACCCUGACAAAUGUGAAGCAAAUCAGUUGCAAAUCAAAUCAUCCAGCAGCUUCCCCGAGCUAACACAGGUAUUUACAGACCUCUCAGACACGCACAACAAGGACCGGAUGAAAUGUUCCCUCUCGGUGCUUGACCUUCUCGCUACCAUGUUAGCAAAGCACCCAUAAAAGGUCACUGUGUCUGAAAAGUGCUUUCCCUGGAGUGUGCUGCUUUAACUGCACGUUCUUUUGUCUGAGUGUGCGUCAGUCAAUCCCUUCUGUUUGUUAGAUCAUCCUCAUGUUGACACAUUUUUGACCCUUAAUUGGAUGUCUUGUAAUUCAUAUUCAAAUUUGUUCCCCCACAGAGGCGGCAUAUUUUAAUUCCAGUGUCUCGUUGAUGAAUAUUUAUGAGUUCAGAGCACACAGCAAAGCAGAAGCAGUAAGAGUUACUCCAGAGUGAAAGCCACCCACAUGUUUCAUGCCUACACUAUUGGCAGCCACUCAUAUCUCACAACAAUCGUAUUACCAUAACAUGUUACAAAAUACAGAGAGUGAUGAAUCUGUUGUAUAUUUCAUAACACUCUUGGUUAUUGUUAGCCAGAAGAAGGUGUUUUAUUAUUUUUGAAUAAGCAAAGGUUGGUGUUUUCUUGGACUGAAUCAAAGGUGAAAACAACAUAAUCCAAAUAGAUGAAAACUGGCAGCAAAAUAUACUUUUGGGUAUUAUCAGUAAAAAUAUUUGAUAAGUUGGACAGUCUUUGGAGAUUUUAUGUUAACUUUGAUUUUUAUGCUUCAACAGAAGUGACUGUUUUCAGUUUUAAUGAGCACUAUCUUGACAUCAGAGUGAUUUUAGACCCAAAGUUACAUGCCAGCAAAUUCCAUUUCAUUUGGGUAAGUGUUUGCUUGACUCACUGUGAGCUCUGGACAUGGAGUACCUGAUAAUAAAAAUUCAACAAAUAGAGAUUUUGUACAGUUUUCUGGUGCUGGAUGAUUUGGACCCAAAGGAGAGCUGAGACAGUUCAAGUUUAAAAGACUUAAACAAUAUGACAGAGAGAUCAGCGAAACUGGCAAAAUCACGCAAAGAGACAGGGAUGAAUCCGAAGUAAACCUCCCCACCCUCCCAUUUAGCCAAGACAAGCCCUCUUGCAUAUCUGUGACCAGUCAGGAACACCAUGACCCUGCAAACCAAAUCAUGAGCAUUUUUGAUAUGGUAAAAAAAGAUGGAGGCAAGCUCUAUUGACCUGUCCAAUAUCCCUCAUAGAUGAAGGCAGGUGAAGACAGAUAGCUGCAGGUCUUGUAAGCACAGCAAUGGGGAAUGAUCCCACAAAACAUGAGUUAAUUUAUUGGAUUUGGACAUGCAGCCCUUGGGACAAUCCAAGAAAAUAGUGCUGAGCAUCCAUGACGAGGGCGAGUUAGUUAAUAACCAAAUUGGCUACCCCAACUGGUACGUUGAAAUGACUUUUAAAAAACAUGAUAGCACAUUUGUCGGCUGAAAUCACACUCAAUCAAACUCAUGCAAUCAAACUACAAUUGGUCAAAGCGUUCUACACAGGUUCCAUUAAGGAUAACUGGGUACAGACAAGACAGACAAAGAAAUAACGUAAAAAAGAAGCCAGAACUCUCCUAUCAUACAAACAAACUGUACAGAGCUGUAAAAGUGACAAUGUCUUCGUACAUCUAUCAGCCUCUUGCUUACUCAUUUUGUCAAUUGUACUGAUAUGUAAUAGGUCAACCUUUAGAUAACCUGUUGAGCUGAAAGAGGGCAUGUUUUGGUCUACAAUGGCAGAGGUGGACAUGCUCAUCAUGUCAAUAUUUGGGUUCUUGCCUGGUGCUUGUUAACCGGGACAAGGACAGUUGUCCAGUUCAGUUACCAAAUUUAGCAAUGACAGAAACUCAACUUGUGUGCAUGUAAAUGUACUGAGUGUGUGUUGGGUUGCAGGACUUUGUUGCCAGUUGGCUCACCACCAUCAGACCUCAAGUUUUUGGUCUUGGAAAAACAGAAAGGUUGGAAGCUUGUUGAAAUAAAAGGGAGUUGAGUAUUCUUUUCUUAUUGUGUCACCAAGGAGUGGCUUUUACCUGAUUCUUAACAAAUGAAAACCAUGUCGCGAUCAAUAAAAGAGAGCGAUUCUUGAAGCAGUUCAAAAGCAGAGAUGAGUUGGACAGUGUCCCUGUUCUUGACAGUGAUAUAAUCAAGUCCCCUUUAGUCACUGUAGGUUGGCAGGGAUAGUUCGCCUUGAAGGAAAACCACCCUCCAUCUGGAGAUGAUGACAGCUAAAUGAUUCUUACAGCCAAGAGUCAUGGAUAUACUGUACCUCUCUCGAGCUUAGUGCUGAGGAGCAGAUAGAAAGGAAAGUUUGGCGCUUUAAGGAAUGUCCACCUCAUACAGGCGGUGUCGUGGAAUAGAGAUGAUCCUGGCCUUUUUUAAGGAAAGACAACCAUCCAAAUAAGUAGCUGUAUGAGUUACUGGCCCUCCAAAAAAGUGAAUUGAUUCAAAGUCCAAAGGGUUGGAAACCUUAGUAGGAUCAAGAGAUUUUGAUGCUGAGCAGGUUUUAUAUGUGUAUAAAUGUACCACUUUUAGUCCUGAAAAGUCAAAUCAAAUCUGUUACGUUUAACCCUCAAAGUAGCCCAAAGGUUACACAAUCAGUUCGACUGAGAAGUGGCCUUGAAUGGCAUCAAACCAAAGAAACAGAGUUCUCCAAAUCACUAAUCCCCGAAGGCAAAAGGGCCUUAUGUGGUAGUAAGAUUGUUCACGAGGGUUUAAGAAUAAGUCGACAUGCAUCUUAUGAUAAAUUUACACACUGGAGCCUCAGUGAUUACCACCAAAUGAUGAAACAUGCAAUAAAAUAGCAAGCAAUUUUAAGUAAUCCAGCUGCCGUCGAUGACAAGAUUUAAUCCUCAUUCAGGAAUAAUCUGGACAACAAUCUUUUGAAUGAUGUUAUAUAAUGAUGUGCAUUUUCUCAUUGCAUAGUUGUCAGAAGAAAAUCCUCUGCAGGCAAAAUGUCAGAAGCCGCACGGCUGAAUGAAUAAAAUCCAUCAGUCAGAUACUCUUCACACCUUAAUCCUUCUUUCUGGAUGGGGCUAUUUGUAUAAGGGUGUUACAUUUGCUCACAAAUAUGCCAUAUCUAAAAAUCCACAAAUAGCAUUCUCUAAAACUUUUUCUGUCUUUUAUCAGAUACGACGCCGGAGGCCGACACCAGCCACGCUCUUCAGACUGACAGACCCUCCGUCACCUGAGGAAGACAUAGGCCCUCACCAGGUAAAGAAGCCACUGUGCUACUACUGUUGUCUUGAUUGUUAAUCCCUAAAACUGUUAGCUGUGGCUCUCGCUGUGUGCACAGACAACAAACAGCUCUUGUAUACUGUCAAAAGACAUUCAGGGAAUUGGAGCCAGUGUGCAUCUAUAGGUGCCAUUUGAACAAGAGUGUAUUUACAAAAAUCUGUCAUGUCUGCCAGUGGUGAAUGUUGGAGACAAUUGGGAACCCAAGAGCAGAGAUUCGCUCUGACAGACUAGCAGAUGCGUGAAGAAAAAAAUACUUAAGACAACAGGCUUACAAGUAGACAAAAGAAACAACAGUCAGACAAACACAAGAGGUUGGCAAGGAAAAAGCAUCAGGUGAAACACAGGAAGACAGCUGUUUUUCAGGUGACUCAGGUUAUAUCAGGUGACCAGGGUUGCAGGCAGUAAUGACAAAAAUGAAAUCAUUUGUCUUUUUCUCGUCACACAUCCUCACAAAAUGUCAGGGAGCUCAGCAAAUAACAGAAGAUGAGUUGAUCAGGCUACUUUGGUGUGGAAAAUCUGUAUGCGUUAAUAAUAAACUGGCCCGCCAUCAUAAACUAGUGUGGCUUGAUUUUAAGGACACGAGUCUGUCAUGGUGGACUUCUCUUUUGUUGAGGUGGUUCAACUUAACCCAAGGCUGAAGGAGAAAAUAAAGGUGUCUUUUAGCCAUUGAGGGUCAAGUUGGACACAACAGAACAUCAUCUGCAUAUGAAGAGAUCUAUGGACACCUGUUGCUUAUGAAAGUGAAAAUGAAGCAUCAUCCUCAUAUGUGUCUUACAGUGGGAUGGAUGUUGAACAGUGUAUCUGCUUAGAGGUAAUAAUAUGAUGAAAACGCCUCAGAUUUCAUAGUGCUUUAUCAGAGACCCUCAAAGCGCUUUACAAUGAACACAUCAUUCAUUUGCUCACACAGUCACAUCUAGGUGGUGGUAAACUACCUUAGUAGUCACAGCUGCUCAGGGGUAGACUGACAGAAACAUGGCUGCUAGUUUGCGCCUACGGCCUCUCCGACCACCACCACACAACACUCACAAUCAUACACCAGAGGACACACACUGAGAGCAAGUUGGGUUAAGUGUCCUGCCCAAGGACACGACGGACAAGGUUUUGACUAUAAGCCAGGCAAGGGAGGAGAUAUUGACAAUGUACAACCAAGCAGCAAACUCUGGUCCUGAGGAAUGAAACUGAUGAGGACCAUCUGAUCAUGCAUGUUGUAUAACUGUAUUUUAGCAAAAAAAUAAUAAUAAAAAAUAACUCUGAUUAAAAAGGUGCUAAAACUAGACAAACAGGUUCUUUUAUGUAAGUUGAAUUAUCAGUCUUUUGUGCCCUUAUCUUGAGAAGAAAUCUUGAAAGGUCUUUUAAUCAUAAAAACUGACUUGACAAUCAACAAAGGCAAGUGAAAUUAAACAAUAGCCUGUUUGCUGGUUAGGGUUAGAGUUAGGGUGAGGUCUAUAAGCUAAAACAACAACCCAACUUUUUAAAUGUCCUCUAGAUAAAUUCUGGACUAAUUCUGGACCUGGAGGGGAGGAGUUUUGCAGGCAUAGGAAGAAACAGACUCCUGGUCGACUUGCUGCCAUACAUUCACAUAAGUCCGACUCAGGGAUAGCUUGGAUGCAGAGCACAGCUGAGCCUGAAGUCUGCAUAGUGACAUUUGUAUUAAAGCUGCUGGGGUAGUAGAGGAAUGAAGUGGACGUGCUAAAGCAUAUAAUCUGUGACACAGCUAGACCCUCCUAGAAAGAAAGACAGAUUGAAAAUCACAGUUAAUAAAGCAGCCAUUGCUACAGCAUCUCAAUGCCAUGCAUGACCAUGUAUUUCUGUAUUAUUUACCACCAGAAAGAAUAGUUUUUGUACUUUAAUAAUAUCCAGGGAUACACUUAAACAUCCACUGUGCAGAUACUGUGCUUUGUCUGUCCUGUAAACCAUGAUUUGGAUGCUUUCUUGCAGUGGGUUUUAGGAGAAAAUGGAGCCUUGAAAGCCAAACUGGUCCACUCGUCGACCUACCAGCCUCCCUCACUUAAAGGUAAUUGUUUUCUCCCAGAUACGUUUCACUAUGUUUCUUUUUUUUCGACAAAUGGCACAAAACGAAAGCAGUUUGCGAGACCUAAUUCUGCCGUGGCAACUGCCAUGUGGUCUUUAUCCGUUUGGAAUAUGUGCCUAUCCAAAAAAACACAGUGAGAGGUGUGUGUGUGUGUGUGUGUUUGUGUGUGUGUGUGAGAGUGAAUGUGUGUGCAGUGUGAGAUUAGGAGCAGAGACAGCUGUGAGUCUGCUCUGGAUCAUCCUGGAUUAUACGGGAGGCAAACAGCUGCAAUGUGGUCUCACUCUAGCACACACACACACAACACAAACACACAUAUGCAAAGAGUCACACAAAUAGAAAAAAAAAAACAUAAAACAUACAUGGCUAUUUCAUAUAAGUUGUGACUACAUACAUGCUGACGCUGAACCGCAUCCGUCAGAGGCUCUCUCUGCACUAACAGUGACUGUUUUUUAAGGUUUAUUAAGAUUUGGUUUGGGAUAAAAUAUCAUUGAAAGUGUAUUCAUGCCAUUCAGAAAGGUAGUGGCUGAGGCAUUAACAGAUUUAGGUUCCCUCAGAAGUGAAUUGUUGUUUUUGAGUGUGUAACCACUGCUGACUCAGCGGUAAAUCGUCUCUUUUAACUCCCUCCUGGUGGCAGGGCUCACAAGCAUUAGGCAUGACUCUAUAGAAAUGGUUCCUCUUGUUGUUUAAAUAAAAGCAUUAGUGUGUUGUAUAACAAGCUCUAAACUCAUCCCAAAGAGACAUUAUCUUUUAUAAGACUUCUGGCAUUUAAUGAAACAAUAACAACACCAGUGCAUUUAACUGUCUGUCCCACUGGUAAUUACACAAGACUUAACUGCCUUUCUUUAGUCUGUAAAUAUAAAUACUAAUUAAGAUCACUAUUACAUUAUCUCUUUAGCACAUUUUUGAGUUAACAGAACAUCAGUCUGUAUGCAGAUGAUAUUCUUAAACCUUUAAUGCCUUUUGUAGCAUAUUUGAUUUACACUUUUAUGAUACUUUUAUCAAAUCAAAAUGAUCAACAAAUUAUUAGAAAACACCUGAAUACAGUCUGAUAACUGAUAGAAAUGUCCUCUUGUGGUUUAUCACUUUGCAAAAACAUCUUAUGUAUCAAAGGAGAUAGAUAAAUAUGUUUGUUAAAUUUUAAGGACAUUUUGAUUUUUUGGGGGGUUUUCAGUAGUAAGUAAAAUAAACAUUUCAGCUCCAAAAAAUUUUGGAUUUUCUGGCCAUAAUUUGUAGUUUCAGGCAUUACAGCGCUAAACACAAACUAUCUUUUUUUUCCCAGCAAAUUCAAAAUUAUUUGAUUUUCAUGGGACAUUUUCUUGUUAUAAAGUAUAAGCGUAAGUUCACAAUUAUCAUAAUCUGAAAGAGAAAGUGCAGUUUAAAAAGUUUUUUCAAAAAGUCAUUGUAAUAUUUACAACUACAGAGAUAAAGGUAAAAAGUUUUAUGAUUUUUGGGGUGACUGUAAAGAAACUCUAGUUUAAAAUGUUAUUUAAAGGCUGUUGUUAGGAGCUUUGGUCCUCAUUGAUUUUGGCGCCCUCUGUCAUCAAAGCUGUAGGUCCCCUCUCUUUGCGGUUCAUUCCUUGUACAUAUUGAAGUAUUUUGACAUGACUCAUUUCUAAUCUUACUAUCUUUUGACCAUCAAAAAAAUGCUUGCUAUGAACGGUUUCUGCAGGAUAGUGGUACUGACUUCCUCAGACACUCUUGGCAAUAGUUUCAAGCACUUAUAAUCACUGUUAGCAAGUUAUAAUAGUCUUGUUUUCUUUUGUAGAUCACACAGAAGCAUAAAUCUUUUUCAUAGCGAACUAAAAACUCCUAAUUGAAGCUUCAAAGAACAAUAAAAACAAUAGAAAAUCUGAAAAUGGUAAUGAACCUAAUGAGAAUGAUAACCCGGUCUAACUUUGGCUCAUGUGGAGCUGCAAACUCAAAACUCAGCCAGUGUUUUUAUCCUGUCUUGUCUUGAUUCAAGCCACAUCAGCUUGUCCCAUUUUCUUGGCAAAAAUUAGACCUAAAUUGCUUGUAAUGUGAGCAGUGGGCAGCAUGGGGGUGCAGUGAUUAGUGCUUUUGUCUCACAGCAUAAAAACCCCUGGUUCUGGUCCCUGGCCAAGUGGGAGCCUUUCUUGUGGAACUUGCACGUUCUUCCUUGGCACGUAUGGUUUCUAUCUGGAUAUUCUGCCCACAAGGAAAGAGGGACAUUAAUAUUAAGUGUUACCAAAAAAUAUACUUAAUUUCCUCAAAUGGAGAUGUUCUUAUUUCAAUGAAUUUGAAAUAUAAAUUCUCUUGUUAAUUUAAGCAGCUCAGGAGUCUUGUAGUUUUCUCAGGAGACCAAAACAAAAGCCUGGACAGAAAAUGGAGUCAAAAUAUGAAGAUGAUCAUUUUGUUUGACUACAGUAAUGUGUCAUUGAAACUAAAUAAAAAACAAACUAAAUCAGUUUCCACCAUCUUCCUGUCUGUACAUUCAUCUUCUGUUUGUAAGCCGGUAACCCGACAAUUCUCCUGUCCCCUGUAUGUAUCUGUCUACUGUAUGUUUCUUGAUGAACUGUAAAUUGGGAAUUUCCCCUUGUGGGAUUAAUAAAGGAUUAUCUUAUUUUAUCUUAAUGAAGCAAACUGGUCCUUUAUACUUUUUUUUCUGAUUUGUCUCUCUAGCUGUCCAAAGGAUGGCCCUAGCCCACCUGUCCUCCCUCGACAUGUCCUCUGUGGACAAGGAUGAUCCCUCUUCAGGAGAGGAUGAGGAGGAGCAUGAGAAGGAGAGUCAGCAGACAGAUCCAGUCACAGGUGGGUUCCUCUAACACUUUUUUGUAAAGCUCCUCUGAUGGUUCGAGACAAAGGCAUUACUCACAGUUUAAAAAAAAAUCCCUUUCUGGUUAGAUCAAAGAGAAGAAAGUGAACCACUCAGAGGUCAGCAAUCUCCACCAGACAGUUUGACAGGGUGUGAUCAUCUCAGCGCCCACAGCGGAGAUGAAGAGGAGGCCAAAGAAAGAGGGGAAGAAAAGGGCGAAUGACAAAAGAAGAAGAAGGCUUACAUGGAGACAGGACUCAAGCGAGGACCAGUAUUGCAUAACACACGUAUGGGCCAUGCGUGUGCAUGCAUGGGUGUACAUAUGAAUGUAUUUGUUUGGGUUUGUGGGUGUGUGCAUGCAUGUGACAAAAGAGUUCAGUGAGCGUAUGAGAGGAGGAGGAGGAGGAACAGACGGACAUUCAGGAAGGUCAGAAUCUUAAUGAGCAGGUACAAGGAAAAGUUUAAUCUGAGACUUGAAAAGAAAAUCACGUCUUGGCAAGCUGAAGGAAACAAGGCCAAAUUCCAAUCAGCCAAGGACACUGCACAUAUAAAACCACAGCUGCCAAGAACUGUGGCACUUUUUUUUUUCAAGUGAGGGGCAGUCUUUCUGUUUGUAAAGUCUGAAAGUUUUUAACAGAAUUUUUGUUCUGUGUUUAUACAUGCAGAGUCAGAGUUUAAGUUUCCUUUAUUUACACCAUGAGGAGUGAGGGAUGUGUCAUGAUACAGGUGCUGAAGAACAUUUACAGCAGAUAGCUGAAGGUAAGACUUCCAGUUCAUAGACAUAUAGCAGAUAGACUGUUUCUGGUGACACGCUCCAUCUUAUACUUGUAUCAAAACUUGACUCUAAUGAUCAAAAUUAAAGGUAUUUUAGGACCCUGAUAAGUCUGUUUUUAGAAAUGGACCAUUUAGUUUGAGCAGAAAUUGUUGGUUCUUACAGUAUAUAAUGCAAAUAUAAUACAGAGUUACAUGAUAAGGUACAGUUUGAUAGAUAUAGUGGUUGCAAUAUUGUAAUUUAAUCCAUACAGCAAUCAAGCAACUCUUUCAGUUUACUUCCCUUCACUUUAUACUACACAUGUUUUCAUGCAAGGUCAGGGAAACCAUGGCAACAGGAGACCAGAUGAAAUCAUAUCAGUCGGAUCAAACUAAUCAUGAUGUUGCAGCACGAUGUUCAUGGUUUGAUUUGACCAACACAGUGAUCAGCUAAAAUAGUAUACUUAAGAAUAUGGUUGUUUAGAGGGGGAGCAGAGAGGACUAUUUUUCUCAGAAACAGUAUAUACAGUAUAUACAUGUAUGAUAAGAGUGAGCAUUCAUUCUUGAUCUUGUAUAUAACAGAUGUUUUGUGUCGGUUGCUAAUAAAAGUGAUAUAACGGGCAUUUAGUGUUGGUGUGGUCUUGUCUUGGUUGGAUUAAUUGAUGAGAACGCACAAUGAUCCAAUCGUUUCUAUUAUUUGCAACAGAACAGCUUUUUUAAGCACGCCGCUUCCCACAGUGAUCAACAAACCCACAGAAAUAAUUCACGUAUGUUUCAGCCCAUUGCUGCUGUUUGUGAGGGAAGCCAAAAUGGCAAAACACUGAUGCCCAGUGCUCAUUUCCUCCAAUUACAUAAUCAGUCUUGCAUUAGCAUCUGAAACGCUGAUCUAAAAUUACAUAAAUUUUUUGCCAUGGCAACCAGAAAUAGAGUAAUAUGAUGUUGAAAAUUGCUUUUGGAGCAUUUCUAAUCACGUUAUCACCUAUAUCUUUAAAUAUAAGCUCAUAAACUUUAAUUUGUAGCUUAUUCGUUGCUUUAUUAACCUGUUGUUGACAUUCUGAGAAAAGAAAACCUGCAAUCAGCAUUGCUUUUUUUUAUUUGUAAUAUCACAAACUACAAAACACAUCAGGUAACACAUCAUCCCUCUACUGGACAACAGUUUACUGACAAGAAGUGUACUAAAAUAUACAGUUUCACAAAUGCUAUGAUAUUUGAUAAAUGUUAUGAUCAGACAUGAUUUUCUGAAAACAAACAAUAGAGGUGUUACAUUCUUGAUGCUGUAGUUGCAGAGUUUGAACUGCAGGUGGCAAUGUAGGAUCACAUUUCUCAAAAUGCAAAUGGGUUUCAGUAACCAAAAGGGCAAUUUUAUACCCUUCUAUUUUGUAUAAAUAAAUAGAUAAAUAAAAUGGAUUUAAGGGAACGUUUCAUUCAUAUGUUUGAGUGUGUUUGAAUAUUUGUAAAAUAAUGAGCACACCAGGGUAACCUCCAACUCAAAACAAGGAUGAAAUGAGUAAACUCAUGGGUAUCAUUAAAUCACGGAUUGUUUUCCUAAGCUGAAACACAAAAUUACCUCUGCUGAACCCUCAUUUUAAUCAGUAAUAUUUUAGUUUGGAGAUUUAAUAAAUCAUUCUUAAGUUUAAUACCCUUUAUCAACCAUCUCCCACUUUCCUCCACUUGAACUUUUAAUCUUUCCUUGCCUUCACAAAGAACACCCCACUCACAUCAUCCACCCCCACCCUCAUGUCCUGGGGCAGUGUGUAAACUUCCAGCCUGAUCAGGGUGUAACCGUUUUCACUCAGACUAGCACAGACCUGGGCCUCGUUCAGCGG